Trichoderma virens Gv29-8 is the source of this 927-nucleotide messenger RNA. RefSeq lists its product as uncharacterized. The transcript has a single exon. The record is from RefSeq and is a predicted model, not a curated record. The coding region runs from base 1 to 927 and encodes 308 amino acids. Lineage: Eukaryota; Fungi; Ascomycota; Sordariomycetes; Hypocreales; Hypocreaceae.
AUGUCUCACCAUGCAUACACCGGCUCAGGCCCCUACUGCUACGCCAACUCGUUUGCCAUGAUGAUGGGCCCAGCAGCCCCGUCCACAGCUGUCAUUGAAUUCGCCACCUGCAGUCCCUUUGGGAUGCAGUUUAUAGAAAAAAACAUUAUCUUCUUCGACCCCUUUGGCUGGGAUCCUCUCAAAUCCUUUGAGGACAUGCUCGAGGCCGCAGGGUGGACUUCCAAGCUCACUGUUGGCAAGGACGCAGAUGACGCCCUCGCUUCUCUGAAGAAGGAGCUUGAAAAUGGCCCUGUGUUUGUUGGACCAGUCGAGAUGGGAUAUCUGUGCUACCAACCCGGCAACAACGGACCCAUUGGCGCAGAUCACUACGUCGUUGUGCUGGGCAUCCAAGACGACAUGGUGGACUUGCACGAUCCCCAUGGCUUCCCGUAUGCGUCUAUUCCUGUGUCCGAGUUUCUGACGGCGUGGAGGACGGAUUCCCUCGGCUACGGCACGUCGUACAUGAUGCGAAGUGAGUUUAAGCACGUUCAAAGCUUCACAGAAGAAGACAUUAUCAGGCGCACUUUGCCCAAUGCCCGUAGGUGGCUUGGUAUGGAGUCCGUCAAGGCAAGCGACAUGCCCCCUAGUUCGUGCGGCAACCGCAAAGCAGCGGAGAAGCUUGCCGAGAUGAUUCAGACCAAUUUCCAUCCUGGCGUGAAGAAUCCGCUCAUCUACUUUGCUGUGCGCGUCGGCGCACGUCGUCUCGCUGAUGGUACUACUUGCUUGGAGAGAGUUGGACUUGUUGAUGCUGCGGCCAUCAUGGCCAAGCAGGCCAGGCUGGUUGGUAGAUUGCAAUAUCCUCUUACCAUCGGUGAUGUGGAGAGUGCUGUUAAGAUAUUGAGUGAGCUGGCGCCGACGUAUGACGAGUUGAGAGAUGCCUUGAAGUGA